Euleptes europaea (tarantolino) is the source of this 2059-nucleotide messenger RNA. RefSeq names its product NACC family member 2 (gene NACC2). Lineage: Eukaryota; Metazoa; Chordata; Lepidosauria; Squamata; Sphaerodactylidae. Gene Ontology annotation, molecular function: RNA polymerase II cis-regulatory region sequence-specific DNA binding; protein binding; DNA-binding transcription factor activity, RNA polymerase II-specific. Bases 1 to 1740 code for a protein of 579 amino acids. The transcript has 5 exons. The record is from RefSeq and is a predicted model, not a curated record. Gene Ontology annotation, biological process: regulation of transcription by RNA polymerase II.
AUGUCCCAGAUGUUGCACAUAGAGAUUCCCAACUUUGGGAACACCGUCUUGGGCACCCUGAACGAGCAGCGGCUGCUGGGCCUCUACUGCGACGUCUCCAUCGUGGUGAAGGGCCAGGCGUUCAAGGCCCACCGGGCCGUCCUGGCUGCCAGCAGCCUCUACUUCAGAGAUUUGUUCAGCGGCAACAGCAAAAGCGCGUUUGAGCUCCCGGGAUCGGUGCCCCCCGCUUGCUUCCAGCAAAUCCUUUCCUUUUGCUACACUGGGAAGCUGACCAUGGCCGCCAGCGAGCAGCUGGUUGUGAUGUACACGGCAGGUUUCCUCCAGAUCCAGCACAUUGUGGAGAAAGGAACCGACUUGAUGUUCAAAGUGAGCUCUCCCCACUGCGAUUCCCAGACCGCCAUGAUAGAGGAUCCCAGCUCAGAACCACAAAGCCCGAGCAAUCCGGUGCCGGCCACUCCUGCACCCUACGUCAUGUCCCCUUCCGUGCCCAUCCCGUUACUCACCCGGGUCAAACAUGAAAGCCUGGAGUUGCAGCCCACAGGAACGCCAGGCCUGGCCACCAAAAGGUCCCUGGAAGCUAGUCUGCGGGACACAACCGCCGGUGGGGGCCCUUCCGGCACUGCUUCGCUGAAGUUAUCUCGCGUUUCCUACUAUGGAGUGCCCAACCUGGCCACCCUUCUCCCAAACAUACCACCGGUGCAGUACUCUCAAGGGGAGAGGACCAGCCCCGGCGGCAGCAGCCUCCCAACCACCGACAGCCCUACGUCCUAUCAUAAUGAAGAGGACGAAGAAGAUGAUGAAGCUUAUGACACCAUGGUGGAAGAGCAGUAUGGGCAGAUGUUCAUCAAAUCCACAGGUGGCUAUACAGGGCCUCCAGAGAAACCAGAGCAGGUGCCGCUGGAGAGCCGCUCCUGUGUCCUCAUUCGGCGAGACUUGGUUGCUCUCCCGGCAAGUCUCAUCAGUCAAAUUGGAUACCGGUGCCAUCCAAAGCUCUACUCAGAAGGAGAUCCUGGAGAGAAACUUGAACUUGUUGCAGGUUCUGGCGUUUACAUCACCCGAGGGCAGCUGAUGAACUGCCAUUUGUGUGCAGGUGUGAAACACAAAGUUCUCCUGCGGCGCCUCCUGGCAACAUUCUUUGACAGGAACACCCUGGCCAACAGCUGCGGGACAGGAAUCCGGUCUUCCACCAGUGACCCCAGCAGGAAGCCCCUUGACAGCAGGGUGCUCAAUGCUGUAAAACUGUAUUGUCAGAAUUUCGCUCCAAGUUUCAAGGAAAGUGAAAUGAAUGUCAUUGCUGCUGACAUGUGCACAAAUGCCCGGCGAGUACGCAAGCGUUGGCUUCCAAAGAUAAAGUCCAUGUUACCAGAGGGAAUGGAGAUGUAUCGCUCCGUCAUGGGUUCCACCACCACCAGUGUCCCUUUGGACCCCGAAUUCCAGCCCUCUGCAGCUCAGAUGUUUGAACAACGCAUCUUUGCAGAGAGGAGGAGUGAUUCUGGAACAAUCAUGGCAUUGAGAACUAACACUUCAACUGCAGAUCAAAACAACGGAUCCGGCCAAUUGUUUGAGCCAAGUGAUGAUGCCGAAGGGGCCAGCUCUGUGAUACAGGAGUCUGCUGCCCCAGAAUCCAUGGCUUCAGAGAGCCAAAGCACCACACAGCCUUUUGAACAAGGAUCUGGUUCCACCAGCCGGCCAGAAACUCCUGUGAGACGGCAGGAAGGUACCUACGGAGGGACUUUAUGAAAGAGAAGAUAAUGCUCGGCUUGGCCUUGAGAGAUCGAUAAUACUAAAGCUGCUUGCAUGCAUUAUUAAUACAAAAAUGUGAUCCAACCAUUUACCUACUGAACCGCUACUGUUGCCUGAAAAAAAUGUGAUUUUAAAAAAUUCUGCUCGUGUUUAAGAUUUAUGAAGGAAGUAUCACAUUCGUUAUACUGUAAGCAACUCUAGGCCUAAGGCAACUUGCAUAUGGAGAACAAAGCAAAUAACCCUCUGCUCCUUCUUUUCCUUGAAGUUAGUCUAGAGAUUGUAGCAUUUUAUUUCCAAGGUAGAUGAUAUCCGCCUC